Molecule: messenger RNA, 513 nt
Organism: Orycteropus afer afer
Lineage: Eukaryota; Metazoa; Chordata; Mammalia; Tubulidentata; Orycteropodidae
Gene: CCDC85C
Product: coiled-coil domain containing 85C
Exons: 6
Coding region: 1-513 (170 amino acids)
Cellular component (GO): apical junction complex
Source: RefSeq, a predicted model, not a curated record
AUGCCGGGUGCCUCCUGUGGGUUCUGGCGAGACCCUGUCUCCUGUGGAGAUCCCUCGUCCACGUACAUCAGGCAGCUGGAGACCAAGGUGAAGCUUCUGGAGGGUGACAACAAGCUCCUCACGCAGCAGGCAGGCCCUGGAGAGUACCGGACGCUGCGGAAAGGCUUCUCGCCGUACCACUCAGAGUCCCAGCUCACGUCCCUGCUGCCCUCCUACCAGGACUCCCUGCAGAAUGGCCCGGCCUGCCUCGAGCUGCCCUCCCCGCCUCCAUCUGGCUACGGCUCUUCAGCACAGAAGCCUGAGGCUGUCAUGCACGCCAUGAAGGUCCUGGAGGUGCACGAGAACUUGGACCGGCAGCCCCGGGACAGCUGUGAGGAGGAUCUCACUGAGAAGGAGAAGGCCAUCGUCCGCGAGAUGUGCAACGUGGUCUGGCGAAAACUGGGGGACGCCGCCAGCUCCAAGCCCUCCAUCCGGCAGCACCUGUCUGGGAACCAGUUCAAGGGGCCUUUGUAG